This is a messenger RNA of Pyrus x bretschneideri (Chinese white pear), 2830 nucleotides long. Its product is annotated as THO complex subunit 5B. Bases 60 to 2501 code for a protein of 813 amino acids. Gene Ontology annotation, biological process: mRNA export from nucleus; positive regulation of DNA-templated transcription, elongation. The record is from RefSeq and is a predicted model, not a curated record. Gene Ontology annotation, cellular component: THO complex part of transcription export complex. The transcript is spliced from 7 exons. Gene Ontology annotation, molecular function: mRNA binding. NCBI's taxonomy places the organism in Eukaryota, Viridiplantae, Streptophyta, Magnoliopsida, Rosales, Rosaceae.
UCUCUUUCAAUAAACCAUAACGAAGACAGUCACACAGGAAAAUCAACUUGAGAGGAAACAUGGAAGACGACGAGAUAGAGGAGGGGAUGCUGGUGGAGGAAGACGCCGCUCCGCCGCCGCCGAAGAAGCCGGGAAAAUCCCCGUACGAAAUGCUUCAGGAGAGCAAGUUCUCAGUGGAGGACAUAGUGACGAAGAUGCUCACCAUCAAAAAAGAAGCGAAACCUAAAUCGGAGCUCCGCGAGCUUGUCACUCAGAUGUUCCUCAACUUCGUCACCCUCCGCCAGGCGAAUCGUUCGAUCUUGCUCGAGGAGGACCGCGUGAAAGCGGAGACGGAGAGUGCGAAGGCGCCGGUGGACUUGACGACGCUGCAGCUUCACAAUCUGAUGUACGAGAAGAGCCACUACGUGAAGGCCAUUAAAGCUUGCAAGGACUUCAAGUCUAAGUACCCGGACAUUGAGCUGGUCCCGGAAGAAGAGUUCUUUCGCGACGCCCCGGCCGAUAUCAAGGAGCCGACGCUGUCGAAUGAUGCAGGGCACGACAUUAUGCUCAAGAGGCUCAAUUUCGAGCUCCACCAGCGCAAGGAGCUCUGCAAGCAUCAUGAGAAGCUUGAGAUUCAUAAGAAGGGUCUGUUGGAGACAAUUGCCAAUCGGAAGAAGUUCUUGUCCAGUCUUCCUUCGCAUUUAAAGUCCCUAAAGAAGGCUUCUUUGCCGGUGCAGAGCCAAUUGGGGCUUCAGCAUACCAAGAAGCUCAAGCAGCAUCACGCUGCAGAGUUGCUUCCGCCGCCUCUGUAUGUAGUUUACUCGCAGUUCAUGGCGCAGAAGGAGGCAUUUGAUGAACAGAUUGAGUUGGAUAUAGUGGGGAGUGUGAAGGACGCUCAAGCUUUUGCCCAUAAGCAAGCAAAUAAGGAGACUGGCAUUUCUACCAAUGUAGAGACUACUAGGGAGGAUGAUGCACUGGAUGAGGAAGAUGAUGGGCAGAGAAGGAGAAAGCGGCCAAAGAGGGCUCCAGUCAAGCAAAACCUUGAACAGUCUGGACUGUAUCAAGUUCAUCCGCUGAAAAUCAUCCUUCAUAUUUAUGAUGAUGAGGUUUCUGAUCCCAAGUCUGCAAAACUUAUCACCCUCAAGUUUGAGUUUUUGUUGAAGUUGAAUGUGGUAUGUGUUGGAAUUGAAGGAUCCAAUGAUGCAGCGGAAAAUAACACCUUAUGCAACCUAUUCCCAGAUGACACUGGCCUUGAGCUUCCCCAUCAGUCAGCCAAGCUCGUUGUGGGUGAUACUCUUGCAUUUGAUGAAAAGAGAACUUCCCGUCCGUAUAAGUGGGCCCAGCAUUUAUCGGGAAUUGAUUUCUUGCCUGAGGUGGCACCUUUGCUUGCUGCCCCUGAAACUCCAAGUGGUGAUACAGCUAAAAGUGAUGCUGUUAUAUCUGGUCUGUCACUUUACCGCCAGCAGAACCGAAUACAGACAGUUGUGCGAAGAAUUCGCUCUCGGAGAAAAGCUCAAAUGGCUCUUGUGGAACAGAUUGAAUCACUUAUGAAGCUUAAAUGGCCGUCUGUGUCUUGUGAAAGUGUUCCAUGGGCUUUGCAUACCUCUUUGUGCAAAUUGCAUGGUUUUUCACCUGUUGGGCCUCCACCUAAUGUGGCAUCAUCUUUGUCUGUCCUAGAUAAGGAGCAGGGUCAGGAGCCUAUGGAUGUCAAUUUGGUUGGACGAUCUGGUUCUUCAAAGGAAGAGCUGGAGAGUGUCAGAGAAGAUGGGGAACUUCCAUCUUUAGUUCCAGCUGCAUCCAUUGCCAAUGUUAGUAAACUUGCUCACUAUAAAGGAGCUAGUCUUGACCACUCCAGACGGCCGUCCUUACUUUCAAAAACACCUCCAAUUAGCAAGGCCAAAUCACUAAGUUAUAAGAAACUGGAUGAAGAUUUAGAUCUUCUUCUGGAUACAGAGAGUGAUCAGGACGAACCUGCACGUGUGCUAGAGGAAGAAAAUUUAGCGUCUGUUGAAUGUUUUGAGAUGGCUGGAACGUCAUGGGUGGAUUUUGGGGUCAGAGAAUAUUGUCUUGUUUUAACCAGGAGAGUUGACGGGGAUAAGAGGAAUAUGAAGUUAGAAGCCAAGAUUAAGAUCAGCAUGGAGUAUCCAUUAAGGCCUCCCUAUUUUGCACUCAGUCUUAGCACUAUAUCUGGAGAAAACCAUAAAGAGAGUGAUGACUCUGAGUGCUUCAAUGAACUUCGUGCAAUGGAAGCAGAGGUCAAUCUGCACAUGGUGAAGAUGUUACCUCAAAGUGAAGAAAAUAAUAUCUUAGCUCAUCAGGUUUGUUGUGUGGCAAUGUUAUUCGACUAUUACAUGGACGAAGCAUCCCCAUCUUCUGAAAAGAGACGGAGCACUUCUGUUGUUGAUGUUGGCUUGUGCAAGCCCGUCAGUGGUCAGAUUGUUGCCAGAUCAUUUAGAGGAAGGGAUCGCAGGAAGAUGAUAUCCUGGAAGGACAUGGAAUGCACUUCAGGCUAUCCUUACUAGACCUGUAGUUUUGGAAUCUGAAUUGCGAGUCUGGAGUUUGUGAAGGGAGCAUCAAUGACCUUUGGGACCAUUGGCACAGUAUCUUAACGGAAACAGAGUGUGCAACAUUCUGGUGGUAUCGAGGUCAGCCGGUAACUUCUCGUUUGAUGAGUCUUACGUUCAGUUUGCAGUAGAAGAUCAAUCGAGAGGUAAAGAACCCUCCCUGUGAAACACUCAGUAGUUGACAUUGGGGUCUGUGUCGAUCCCAAGGCUCAAGCAUAUUUGUUUAAACUUAUAGAACACUCGUGAUUACUGUACGAAAGAGAUUUUAUCGACUGAGGAUUCGUUCA